This is a messenger RNA of Acanthaster planci (crown-of-thorns starfish), 756 nucleotides long. RefSeq names its product putative G protein-coupled receptor 21. Gene Ontology annotation, biological process: G protein-coupled receptor signaling pathway. Gene Ontology annotation, cellular component: membrane. Lineage: Eukaryota; Metazoa; Echinodermata; Asteroidea; Valvatida; Acanthasteridae. The record is from RefSeq and is a predicted model, not a curated record. Gene Ontology annotation, molecular function: G protein-coupled receptor activity.
AUGACUUUGAUACUCCUGAGUGUCGAGCGAUACAUCGCCGUCGCUCAUCCCUUCAAAUAUGCCCGACUGGUGACGUCGCGAAACGUCCUCAUUUGCAUCUUUAUCGUCUGCUGGUCGCUUCCAAUCAUAUUUUACGACGGUUUUAUCUUGAUACGUUCACAUUAUCAGUUCACCGAGGAGGUCCGAGUCUGCACUCCAGCUUAUGGGGAUCGUUUCGUCUACACACUUGUCGGACUGCUGGUCUUCUUUUUCCCGUCUUCGCUCGUCGUCGGCAUCACGUCGGUCAGCGUGCACCGAUCCCUGACGCGUCAUCUCAAGCAGCGUGAAUCAAUGCUAGCCUCGGCAGUGCCAGGCCCGUCAUCGAUUUCAUUGCCAACAACAUCGACAUCUUCGCCAUCACCGGACAGUGGGCGGCCAUCGCGGCCCUCCAAACAGGAGCUGAAAAUGUUCCGCCUGGUCCGAAUCGUGGCACUAGCAUUCUACGUCUGCUGGGUGCCCCACUUGGCAGUGGGACUUGGCUUCCUGGUGGCCGGAAAGCCAGCCCCACCUAACCUGACUUUCUUCUUGUACUGGCUUCGCCUGUCCGGCGGUAUCUGCAACUUCUUCAUCUACUUCCUGGGGAACUCAACCUUUAGGCGCACAGCAACUGAAAAAAUGAGAUCCUGCUGCCGUAGUUGUAGCGGAACAAGCCAGUCUUACUCUAUAGAAAAUCGUGGGCGUCAGGAGGGAGGCAUAGCUGUGACGACUGUAUCUUAA